This is a messenger RNA of Iphiclides podalirius (scarce swallowtail), 438 nucleotides long. NCBI's taxonomy places the organism in Eukaryota, Metazoa, Arthropoda, Insecta, Lepidoptera, Papilionidae. The record is from the annotation of a GenBank genome assembly.
AUGUUCCUACGUAGCACUACGUCGCCCCGUCAGCCAGCGCCUCGGCAAAAACCAAGUGCACAGCCCUGCAGAGGCGAGGGGAAAGAAAUACGCGAAAGUGAGGUGGGUGUCUCGAGGGGAGGUGGAGGGCGGGGCGUCUGCAUCGAUCGGCCGCCGGGGCCCAACGAGGUGCACCUGUGCUAUCUGGUUGGCCGGCAUGUCGUCGUUGUCGGUGGCAAAUUGCGGCGGCGGCGGCAGCACCGGCGGCGGGAGGGCGCGCGGCUGAGAGCGGAGCCCGGCCGCGGCCGCACCCGCACGCCCCUGCAUGCGCCCGCCGCCGCCCCUAUCGAACGCCACGCAGCGCCGGGCUACGCCACGCUACAGCGCUCUAUCACGCGCCACGCAACGCUAGCACGUGCUACGCCACGCUACACUACUCUAUCGCGCGCUUCGAAACGC